Molecule: messenger RNA, 336 nt
Organism: Bipolaris maydis ATCC 48331
Lineage: Eukaryota; Fungi; Ascomycota; Dothideomycetes; Pleosporales; Pleosporaceae
Source: RefSeq, a predicted model, not a curated record
UUUCGUACCUUUGCUCUCUUACCGGGGUACGAGUUGGACCCCAUUUGUUGCACGUUCUCAACUCACUCGCUACACGAGAACCCCGCAUACGAAACCAUCUCUUAUGCGUGGGGGGAUGCGCGUGACACGGAAGGCAUCUUCGUUGACAAAGCAAAAUUGGAAAUCCCGCGAAGCCUUGCAACAUGCCUAAGGCAUCUGCGCAACGCAUCGGAUGCCAUGAUAUUGUGGGCAGACGCCAUUUGCAUUGAUCAAAAGAACAACCAAGAGAAGGCACAGCAGGUCAAAAUGAUGGGGGAUAUCUUUCGAAGAUGCACCUCGGUUUACAUCUGGUUGGGU